Molecule: messenger RNA, 417 nt
Organism: Necator americanus (New World hookworm)
Lineage: Eukaryota; Metazoa; Nematoda; Chromadorea; Rhabditida; Ancylostomatidae
Exons: 1
Coding region: 1-417 (138 amino acids)
Source: RefSeq, a predicted model, not a curated record
AUGACAGCUCUCCGGAACCCGAAGGGAACAACCAUUGCAUCGAGAAAGGGAAUGGAGAAAAUUAUCUACGACUUCUACUCUGAUCUCUUCCACAGCCAUGUCCACUUGCCUACUCACCAUCUGAGGGAAGACGGACAUGUCAUUCCAGAGGUACUCCCGUCCGAAAUACGACAUGCUAUCAUGUCGGUAAGGAAUCGUAGGGCACCUGGUCCCGACAGAAUAAAACCAGAACAACUGAAGAACCUUCCUAAACAGUGGAAGACCAGCAAGAUCGUGUUGCUGUAUAAAAAAGGAGAUCCACAUGACAUCGGCAACUAUCGCCCAAUCUGCUUACUGUCCGUCAUCUACAAGCUCUUCACAAGAGUAAUCCCUAAUAGGAUUGAAAAGGUCUUGGAUGAAGGACAGCCAUGCGGGUAA